This is a messenger RNA of Pestalotiopsis fici W106-1, 1587 nucleotides long. RefSeq lists its product as uncharacterized. Gene Ontology annotation, molecular function: DNA-binding transcription factor activity. The coding region runs from base 1 to 1587 and encodes 528 amino acids. NCBI's taxonomy places the organism in Eukaryota, Fungi, Ascomycota, Sordariomycetes, Amphisphaeriales, Sporocadaceae. The transcript is spliced from 4 exons. The record is from RefSeq and is a predicted model, not a curated record. Gene Ontology annotation, biological process: regulation of DNA-templated transcription.
AUGCGGAAACAUCAAGACACAUCUGCUGGCGAUGCUGAGAAGAAGCGAAGACAAAACCGAAUCGCACAACAGAGUUCCCGGUCAAGACAAAAUGCAUAUGUACGCAAUCUGGAGGCUCUUGUCGAGGCCGUCAAGGUCAAGUGCAACGAGGACGAUGCGAGCAAGUAUUCAAAACUUCUCAAGGCGCAUUUGCAGCUUAUAGAGGAGAAGCGGGAACUGGAAGACGCAUUCCUGCGAUUAAGGCAGAGGUUGCUUAGCAUUGGAAACAUGUCAGUUACGGCAGCGGACUCUGGGCCGACAGACUCAACGCCAACCGCCCAGUCGCCGCAUUCAAUCAAUGAAGCUGCCACCGCGGGACUAUUGCCCCAAAGGAUGGGCCCCUUGCAUGCUGACACGGGCGUUGGGCAAGCCAACGAACCUGAAUUGACCCACCCGACGAUCGCGCACCAUCAUACUCCUGCAUCAGCGCAAAAUGGACUUUUUGUCCCCGAAAUUCAUUGGUCGGCCGACACGGGCGAUACAGUACCAGACCAGAGCAUUGACUUACAGGCAAUGACACCAACGCCUGGCCUUGUAACGAUGCAGGCUCGUAUACCAAGACCCAUUUUUGAGACCUAUACAUCCAAUACAGGCACUAUCAGCAACGCCGCCAUUUUCGCACAGCAAGUUUACUUCGCGGCAAGUAAAGUGCUGACAGGAGCAUCGACAAAUAGCCUCAUUCUGCCGAUCGGAUACAAGCAAUCACCCCAUCCACCAGGAGAUCUCGUUAACGAAAUCGCAUCUAGCGCUGUCGAAGUAAUCGGUUCAUUAGCCGGUUUGAAUACUUAUAUAUAUGGCGUUAGAUUCGCAAAUUGUAUGGAGCAGGUCUUGCGCUGGCGCUUGACCAACGACCAAGAGGUACGAAUGGCCAUAUCCGAGCCCUUUCGGCCUACGACUCUGCAGCGCAAAACGCCGACACACCCCGUCGUCAUAGACUUUAUCAAUUGGCCGUCCAUAAGAGACCAAAUGAUUCUCAUGUCGAACAAGAUCGAUCUGGACGCCAUGUGCCGCGAUCUCGUUUUGAACACGGUGGUGGAGAUACCGCACCGUCAAAUCGCAGUUCGUGUGCACGAUGUACUGUUCCAACAUGUCCUACCACGUAUCCAAGGAUGCAGUACACAUGGCGAAAUAUCUAUGCUUUUCAAUUCAAAGUGGAUAUACCUGACAAUACCUUCGUCAAGUCAAGGCCCGCGUCACGGCACAGCCUCGCCCAUCGAGGAUGCCCUUGCUAUGGAGAUUGCGAACCGGAUUCAGCGGCGCAGCAAUGGAGCCCCGACUGUACAAGACGUCAAUAGCAUGCUACCUAUACCAGGAGCCAUGGGACUUAGCACUGGAAGCGUACUUACAACCCUUCUUCCUGGUAUGCUCAACGACUUUGGCAUUGGCAGGAUUGAAACAUGGAAAGUGUCACAUGACUUUGCUAGAAAGUAUCCAUACAUCAACUGUUCUUCCGUAAUAUCGGCGUAUGAGAUGGUUCCUUGUCCCGUGGAUCUAGGGACCACUGAAUCCUGUUCAGACCCGCCGAGCUGGGAGGAAAUAUCUUUCUAA